AUGGCUCGUCUUGCUCUGAUGGUUGAGGUGCUGGAGAUGGCUCAUCUAAUGGGCAUGGCUCAUCCUGCUCCGAUAGUGGAGAUUGGGGAGGUGCUGGGGAUGGUACUGUGGAUGGCUCAUCUAGUGGACAUGGCUCAUCUUGUUCCGAUGGUUGAGGUGCUGGAGAUGGCUCAUCUAGCGGGCAUGGCUCCUCUUGCUGUUCCACUUUCAAUGGUGCCGAGACAG
Strongylus vulgaris is the source of this 225-nucleotide messenger RNA. Lineage: Eukaryota; Metazoa; Nematoda; Chromadorea; Rhabditida; Strongylidae. The record is from the annotation of a GenBank genome assembly.